ACUAUCUUUUGGUCGGGUUGAAUUUCCCUACCCGUUUGUUGUACCAAAGCUAAAAUUAUGUAUUUGAAAGUGAUGGCAGUUCAACGGAAAGAUUAGUCACUGGUGAAUUCUUCAACUUUUCUUCAAAAUUUCGUUUUUUUCGAUCUUCCUAGAUUUUGGGGCUGUAUAAUAUUGUCUGUUUGAUGCAAGCUCAACCAAACUUCUCCUCCAGUUUGAUUUUUGCUCAAAACUGUUGGUCAUUUCUGGAUUUUUUGGUGGGUUUUCUAUGAUCUGGAACUGAUUGCGCUUGUUCUUCGAUUCGGCUGAUCUCCAAGUGCCUGCUCAAGUUAUCUUCACUUCUUGAUUCCUUCCAAUUAGGUUUCUAUUUGGCAUCUGCUUCUGCAAUGGGUGACAGCUCUCCCCAGAACUCGAAAUCUCUUAUCGCUGUUAUGCCAACUAAAACGCCAGAUAAUGACCAACAUUUUCUCUUGUACUUCAUCGCCGGUAUCUACUUUGGGCCUAACCUCAAAGGCGAAAUGUCACCAAAGUCAGCGCUACAGAGGCUUGCUGAGGAAUUGCCUCCCUAUACUUCUGAUCAACUUGCUGGAUCUCUCAUGAAGAUGGUGGAAGUAGAGCGAAUAUUUUAUUAUGUUUUGAGGAAGGCUGAUGAAUCUCUUAAUAUGAAGAUGUCUUUAUUGCACCAGUUCUUCCGAGGCAAUUUUCCUGCAAAAGGACGAGAUAUUGGUUUUCCUCAGUUUCCUGAUCUCUUUCCACUCGAAUUCCAUCCCCAUUCUCGGUCCAAGAAUUGGUACAGGUUUAUCGAAAACCUUUCAUUUAUCAACAACCCAGCAGUCUACUACCUCAAUUCUGAGGAUAUUGAAAGGUUUAAGAGGCUAACAGGACUGGAUGACUUCUAUUUGGAUAGAGACGCAGCAAGGUCAUACAAUUCAUCAGCUCGUAAAGCUUCACUCAAUGAUGAAGCUACAAGCCAUACAUCAAAUAAAGAGUUCUCUCCUCUUAAGGAUGAUCAGCAAUAUCCGUUAGUUACUUCACCUUUCCGUAGUGUUCCAUAUAAUGGUAAUUUGACACCUCCACAUACCAAUUCUGACUCUAAUUGUUUGGAGAAGAAAUUUGGUCCAGCAAUGCUAUUUCUUCCCAGACAACCAUCUGAAGAAGAUUGGGAGAAUCUAGUAGCUGCUACAAAUACAGGAUUUGCAUUGACCGGAACUGCAGUAAUGGGGCACGUUGGACCAAUAAUUGGAUCAAUGGACAUUGGGGAAUGUGAAGACUCGUACUUGUUUCGUGUGUCACUUCCAGGCGUUAAAAGAGAUCCAAGUGGAUUUAACUGUGAAAUUGAAAAAGAUGGCAGAGUAGUGAUACAGGGAGUUACAACAACAGGUGAGAGAACUGUGAAAAAGCAUUCUCAAGUGUUUGAAAUGUUAACACACAACCUGUGUCCACCAGGAAAGUUUUCACUCUCAUUUCAGCUACCUGGUCCUGUUGAUCCUCAACACUUCUUAGCUAACUUUGACAUUGAUGGGAUUCUUGAAGGUGUUGUGAUGAAAGAUUUACAGUCAUGACUCAUGAGUGUGUUAGCAAUUUAACUUCAUGCCUUGAUUCAAAGGAUAAUAAAAUAUUUCCAAUUUUCGAGCUCUA
This is a messenger RNA of Benincasa hispida (wax gourd), 1635 nucleotides long. RefSeq names its product increased DNA methylation 2. NCBI's taxonomy places the organism in Eukaryota, Viridiplantae, Streptophyta, Magnoliopsida, Cucurbitales, Cucurbitaceae. Gene Ontology annotation, cellular component: nucleus. The record is from RefSeq and is a predicted model, not a curated record.